Cuscuta campestris is the source of this 4289-nucleotide messenger RNA. Lineage: Eukaryota; Viridiplantae; Streptophyta; Magnoliopsida; Solanales; Convolvulaceae. The record is from the annotation of a GenBank genome assembly.
CGUCCCAAGAUUGGUUCCAGCUUCAAUGCCAGACUGAUUUCCUAUUAGAGCUAGAGGUGCUUGCUUAGCUUGAGCAGAACGUGCUGGGCCAUUCACCGGCGGGGACAAACAAUCAACCAUUUUGAAUCUCACCACUUGCCAAAAUGGAUUAUCGUGUAUGAAUUGAAAAUAAUGGUAAAAUAAAUUUUUGACAAGUGAGUAUAAUUCAUGAAGAAUUAAACUAGUUGUAUCUCAAAUUAUACAUUAUAGAGGUGUAAUUCUCACUGGCUUCGGAGAUUCUCCGCCCAGGAUAGGGAAAAGUCCAGAUCUUCUCAGAUCCUUUUAUCGCGCUCCUUCCAAAUCUGGAAAACGAUGAUGCCUGGGACAAUGGCUUUUAGAGCACCGCACACCAAAUCCGUCGCCCCUGCUCAGAGUCACUGCCACCGGAGAAGAAACAGAAUCCAACAGCUAUUUCUAAUCUGCCCUGUUCCGUAUUGCAUUGUGCAGGAGAUUUUGCUCCAGUUACGGGAUUCAAAUUUGGCAGUGCAACCGACCGUGAAAGAGAAUACAUCGAACCCGUGGACAUCAGUAAACAUUACUUCGGAGGCAAAAAAGUUGUGGCACGAAGAAGUGAAAGUGGCAUUUGAAGGUUUGAGGAGAAAUAGAAACAGAGAAGAGAUAGACACAGUGAAGCUAGGAGUAUUUUUUUUCCUUCUGGGUACUAUGUCACUGAAAAUCAGAAAUGCAUGAGACUUUACCCACUAUAUUUGCACUUGGUUGUUGACAUUGAGCAAUUCAUUGCGUAUUCGUAGGGGAUGAGAUUUUGGAUGACUUGGUAGAGGACACAUCAAAGUGUUCUCUUAUACUCCAUAGAAGAAACUAGUACCAAAGACUGUUUCACGUUCCUUGGAUUUUUAUUCGCCUCACAGAUUUGGGCCUUGGAGACCUUUCUAGCUGGUCAAGGAAGAAGUUCACAAAUUUUUAGGAAGUCGCAGGACAAUGUGGCUACAUGGACUACAAUGAGCUACACAAUGAAGCAUGUGGUCGGCGAGAAAUAAUUUUUGGUAACGUGGAGGUAUGAUCUCAUGUUGUUAUUAAUCCUAUCCUUUCUAGUUUGAGUUGAAGGAAAUGAUGUCAGCUGAUGCAGAGGUUAAUGAACACUUUUACAAUCAAAUAUGCCAUGGACCGUUUACUUCCUUUCUAACCUCACCAAUGCUUUCUGCAAUAUUCAGUUUUCUACACAUGCUGGUGUACCCCAUGCCAAAUGCGAUUCCUGUAGGGCAAGACCAAAGCAUGUAGGGGAUCCUCAAAUGUACUAAUAUUGCAGAAAACAUUGGUGAGGUUAGAGGUUAGACAUUGCAGAAACAAUCGCGUCGGGCAAGACCGAAACAUUGCAGAAUCAAUCAAGAUUAAAUCAGUUUUUUUUUUAAUUACAAUUUGUGCAAAACAAAAAUAAAGCAAGGGAAAAACUUUCCAACCAUGCAACCGUGCAGGGGCAGGGCUGUAAAGCCGGGAGAUGGAGGCAACCGAGCACCGAAAGGGUCAAGACGGAGAGCGAGGAACGGAAGGGGGUUAGGGGGAUAAGAACUAUCAAUUUUGCAAACCGAGCACUGAAGAUGCUCCAAAAAUAUUGGCAUUGGAGUGGCACCGUUGGCCAGUGUCAACAAAACCCCACUCUGAAUAUAAUAAAAUAAAAUUUUGAAACUGCGGGUGAUAAUAUAUGCCCAACUUAGAUAGACUAGUUUUUUCUAUAUAUACCUUUAUGUGUUGUAUUUUUCUUAGUUUUAGGGAACGUGAAAUCUUUAGGGAAACCAACCAAUCUGUAACACUUGCUUGCUGGAUGGCUUGAUUUCUUGCAGUGGUCACAGGACCCACAAAAUAUUGUGAUAUCGUGGGUGGAGAAUUUCUCAUGCUCUUGUUUAUAAAGUAAAAAUCAUGCUUAAGAGUCAAGCAAACACAUGAGAAUGGGUUUCUUUAGCUCCAUUAGCCAGCCCCUCCUCGGCUACCCUUCAGCUCGCCGGGACGAUUCCGUCAUCGACAAUUACCAUGGCGUUCUUAUUUCCGACCCGUACCGAUGGCUUGAGAAUCCCGACUCAGACGAGACGAAGGAAUUCGUGGAGAAGCAGGGGGAGCUGACAACCACGGUACUGAGCACCUGGUGCGGCGAUACCAGACACAAACUGAAGAGAAAGCUGACGCAAAUCUUCGAUUACCCAAAGUACGGCAUUCCUUUCAGGGCCGGCACGGGCAAGUACUUUUACUUGCACAACACCGGGCUCCAACCCCAGGGUGUCCUUUACUGCGUCAACGAAGACGGGUUGGGGGAUGGAGAAGAAGGGGAGGUUUUGGUAGACCCGAACGAGGUGAGCCAAGAUGGGAGCGUGGCGCUGAGAAUGUGGAGUGUGAGUGAGGAUGCUAAGUUCUUGGCUUAUGGCCUUACUUCUAAGGGGAGUGAUUGGGUGACUAUAAGAGUCAAGGCUGUUGAUGAUAAGAGGACUUUGGAGCCUGAUACUCUCUCCUGGGUCAAGUUUUCUGGUCUUAGCUGGACAAAAGACUGUAAAGGAUUUUUCUACAGCCGAUACCCAGAUCCUCUUACAGAGGGUGGAGGAAACAACAAUAAUGUGGAUGGCGUCAAUCUAAACCAUCAAUUGUAUUAUCAUUUCUUGGGCACACACCAAUCCGAAGAUAUCCUAUGCUGGAAAGAUUCCGACAAUCCUAAACAUAUGGUUUCCGCCUCAGUUACAGACGAUGGGAAGUAUGUUGUUUUGUAUAUAAUGGAGAAUUGCGACCCGGCCAACAAAGUUCAUGUGUGUGAGUUGUCUGCUCUUCCAAACGGGCUCGAAGGUUAUAGAGGGACAACGGGUGGUCUCCCGUUUACGAAGCUGGUCGACGGUUUUGAUGCAUCUUAUGAUUUCGUUGCGAAUGACGAAACCAUUUUCACCUUCCACACAAACAAGAAUGCUCCAAGGUACAAGUUAGCCAGAGUGGAUGUUAGAGUAGAGCCUAGGGGUGCUUCUUGGUCCGAUGUUGUCCGUGAGGACGAAAAGGACGUGCUCCAAUGUGCAGUGGCUGUGAACCAUGACAAACUGGUUGUGAAGUAUUUAAGAGACGCGAAGAACGUUUUGCAGCUGAGAGAUUUGAAAACGGGUAAAUUUGAACACAAUCUCCCAAUAGGAAUUGGAAGAGUUUGUGGGAUCUCAGCGCUUCGCAGGGACAGUUCUGCGUUUAUUGGUUUUACCAACUUCCUAACCCCUCAAACCAUAUAUGAGAUCAACCUCCAAAAUGAGGUCCUAGAGAUGAAAACGUUCCGCGAAGUUACUGUCCCAGGCUUUGAUCCUUCUGGUUUCAAUGUAAAUCAGGUGUUUGUGCCAAGCAGAGAUGAUGAUAGAGUUAAGAUACCCAUGUUCAUAGUUUCUCCAAAGGGUAUCCCCAUGGACGGUUCGAGCCCUUGUUUGCUCUACGGGUACGGAGGGUUUAGCACCAGCCUCACGCCGUGUUUCUCUGCAGCGCAACUGGUGUUGGCAAAACAUUUAGGGGUUGUCUUCUGCUCUGCGAAUAUAAGGGGAGGGGGAGAGUACGGUGAGGAGUGGCACAAGGCGGGCGCCCUUGGCAACAAGCAGAAUUGCCUCAAUGAUUUCAUUUCUGCAGCUGAGUAUUUGGUUCAGGCUGGUUUCACUCAACCAACCAAGUUGUGCAUUGAAGGUGAAAGCAAUGGUGGACUUGUCAUGGCAGCAUGUAUCAAUCAGAGACCUGAUCUAUUUGGUUGCGCUCUCAUCCACGUUGGCGUCACCGACAUGCUUAGAUUUCACAAGUUCACCAUUGGCCAUGCAUGGACCUCUGAGUUUGGAUGUUCGGACAAGGAGGAAGAGUUCCAUUGGCUGAUCAAAUAUUCGCCGUUGCAUAAUGUGAGAAGACCUUGGGAACAAACUCCAUGUCUAGCGUCGCAAUACCCAUCCACCAUGUUAUUGAGCGCCGAUCACGAUGAUCGCGUCGUGCCCUCACACACGUUGAAGUUCCUAGCGACAUUGCAACAUGUGUUAUGCAUGAGGAGAACUGAUGCGAAGUGUGCGGCGCUGAUGCAAAGAAACCCCAUUGUGGGCCGCAUUGAGCGAAAUGCGGGCCAUGGGUGCGGGUGUUCGACACAAAAAAUGAUUGACAUGGCUGCAGACAGGUAUGCAUUCAUGGCUAGAGCUCUGCAUGCGGACUGGAGAGAGUAGAUAGAUACCAGAGGACAAGGCCAUAUAAGUGAUCCUCAAUUGCUAGAAAUCCAUUUACUUUCUCUUUUUGUCCAUUAAAAAGUUAGUUCCUUU